This is a messenger RNA of Dibothriocephalus latus, 636 nucleotides long. The record is from the annotation of a GenBank genome assembly. NCBI's taxonomy places the organism in Eukaryota, Metazoa, Platyhelminthes, Cestoda, Diphyllobothriidea, Diphyllobothriidae.
AUGGCAGUCGGAAGCGGAAUACUGGAGCCAUGCUUCGCUAUCGUUUAUGCCGAGACUUUUGACUUAUACAUUGAACCACUUUUCAACAAACGAAUUCCCUCGAGAGCUAAGCUUCUUGCCGCAAAUCGUCUGGCUACAGAGGUUCCAUGUCUUCGCAAGGUUUCGGGCGAACGCGGUGGUGUUAUCAUCGAGGGCCUGGUUUUGGUCCUCGUCUCCUUGAUCCUUGCCUUUUACUUCAGCUGGCAAUUGGCCCUGGUCAACCUUGCCUUCCUUCCGCCUCUGGCUCUGUUUGGUGCACUGCAGGCUCAAGAUAUGGUCUCAUCUGUUGGGGCAAAUGUAGUGGCAGGGUCGGAGAUUGUGCAAGAAUCCGUUUCCGCUCAUCGCACAGUUGCCAGUCUUGCUGUCCAAAUGCACUUCUACUCGGCUUUCCGGGAGAAAUUUCUGGGAGCAAGGCGCGGAAAAAAGAAAUCCAACAUCGUUUAUUCAAUUAUAAGUGCGGUCGCACAAGGGGUUCAAUUUUUCCAGAGCGCCGCAGUAUAUUACGCCGGUGCAAAACUUAUUGACAAUGACACGCUAACAUCCGCCGACCUAUUUCGGUACGUUGGUCUUAAACAAGUUUCGUCUGGCAUUGCUUGA